UACCAUUUCUUUUGUGUUUAUUUGUUAGCGUUGUCAGUUUCCCCUCACUGUAAUCGGAUAUCCCCAUUUCAGAUGUAUUUUGAUAACAUGGAUUGGUGUAUGACAUAGCUAAGAGUCAGGCGACUCCACCCUUAUCAAAAUGAAUAAAGGGUGGUUGGAACUUGAGAGUGACCCGGGGUUAUUUACCCUGCUGGUCGAAGACUUUGGGGUGAAAGGUGUUCAGGUGGAAGAGAUCUACGAUCUCCAGAGCAAAUGCCAAAGCCCUGUGUAUGGCUUCAUCUUCCUGUUCAAGUGGAUUGAGGAGCGGCGCUCCAGGAGGAAAGUGUCCACUCUGGUGGACGAGACCUCGGUCAUCGACGAGGAGAUAGUCAAUGACAUGUUCUUUGCCCAUCAGCUUAUUCCAAACUCUUGUGCGACCCACGCGUUACUGAGCGUGCUCCUGAACUGCAGUGGGGUGGAGCUGGGUAUGACCCUCAGCAGGAUGAAGGCCUUCACCAAAGGCUUCAGUCCAGAGAGUAAAGGAUACGCUAUUGGAAAUGCACCUGAACUGGCCAGAGCUCACAACAGUCACGCAAGACCGGAGCCACGGCACCUUCCGGAGAAGCAGAACGGCAUCAGUGCGGUGAGGACCAUGGAGGCCUUCCACUUCGUCAGCUACGUGCCCAUCAAGGACAGGCUGUUUGAACUGGACGGGCUCAAAGCCUACCCCAUUGACCACGGUCCUUGGGGAGAGGAAGAAGAAUGGACUGACAAAGCACGGAGGGUCAUCAUGGAGAGGAUUGGACUAGCUACUGCAGGCGAGCCGUACCAUGAUAUCCGCUUCAACCUGAUGGCCGUGGUGCCUGACCGGCGCAUGAAGUACGAGUCCAAGCUGGAGCUGCUGAAGCGGAACAGGCAGAUGGUUCUAGAAGGCCUGCAGCAGGUCAGAAAGCUAAUGCGCUUAUCUCAGCCGGAUGCGGCCCACGACCGGAAGCCUCCGCAGGACUCGUCUCCAGAGGACACGCCCCCCACGGUGAAGAAGGAGCCCGGCACAGAGAUGGGGGCCGCUCACAACACUACGCCAUCAGAUUCUCCCGAGGGUGAAGGCUGGGCUGCUCCCAGUACUCCAGGUCGUGCUCGGGGUGCAGCUGUGAAGCCCACCAGUCUUCCUGUAGGGGGUGCUGCUGCUGCUGCUGCUGCUGUUCCUCUGGCCCCUGUGGGCAGCCCCAACCCCAUAGUGCAGCGCCUCCCUGCCUUCCUCGACAACCACAACUACGCCAAGUCACCCAUGCAGGAGGAGGAGGACCUUGCGGCAGGCAUGAGUCGCUCGCGGGUGGGAGGGGCUUCCCAGGCCUACUCGGAUGAUGAUGACUAUGAGGAUGAGGAGGAGGAGCCGGUUGCCACCACCACCACCACUUCCAGCAGGUUCCGGCGUAAGGCUGGCCUACGCUCGCGCGGCGGCAGUGGCACUCGGUCGGGAGGAGGAGGAGGCGGGGGAGGGGCAGUGGAGCUGAGCGUCCUGGCCGAGAAGCUGAAAAAGGAGGCGCAACGUAAGGACUCCUCGUCAAGCGGAGCCGCAGGGGGAGCCACAGCGUCGGGGACCAGCGGUGGCACCCCGGUGACGGUACGGACGGCGGAGGGCGGGCGCGUGAGCGUGACGGCGGCCGGGUCCCAGCCCUCGCCCACGCCGAGCAACGAGAGCACGGACACGGCCUCCGAGAUCGGCAGCGCCUUCAACUCUCCGCUGCGCUCGCCGGCGCGCUCCCAGGCGGCCACCAGGCCCUCCAGCCCCGUGGCGGCCCAGGUGACGCGCGCCCUCUUUGGGGACGAGGAGGCGGCCGCCCUGCUGCUGCGGCUCGACGCCCGGCACAACCGCGCCGUCCGCGAGCUGGGAGCCAACGUCAGCACGUCGCUCUUACAGCUGCAGGAGGACGGGGUCAUCUACGCACUACCUGCUGCAGACGCGUGUGCAGAGGGCCCCAAGCGAGCAGGAGCAGGAGCAGCAGGAGGAGCAGCGGAGAAGGGGCUGGAGAACAGCUCAGCCCCAUCUCAAGAGGAGGCCAAGGAAGGGAAGGAGGGAACGUCAGUGGAGGUGAAGAAAGAAGUGAAGAAAGAGGAGGAGGAGGAGGUGGAGGGUGCGGAGGCAGCAGAUGUGAAGCCAAGCAAAGACUCUCUGGCCUCCCCAGAGAACAGCAAGCCUGCGGGGGAAAAGUACUCUCCUAAAGAGCUGCUGGCCCUGCUGAAGUAUGUGGAGGCAGAGAUCGGUAACUAUGAGCAGUGUCUACGCGAAGAGGUGGAGAAGAGGAAGAAAUACAAGAUUGAUGACCAGCGGCGGACACACAACUAUGACGAGUUCAUCUGCACCUUCAUCACCAUGCUGGCACAGGAGGGCAUGCUGGCCAACCUGGUGGAGCAGAACAUCUCUGUUCGCCGGCGGCAGGGAGUGAGCAUUGGCCGACUCCACAAACAGAGGAAACCGGACCGCAGGAAACGAUCACGACCGUACAAAGCCAAGCGCCAGUGAAAGAAGAACAGCAUUCUGGCGGGACUGUAGAUGGGCACCCCUUACAGAUAUCUCUUUGAAACAUGGACCACGUGAUUCAACAGUCACAGAACCUGCAAGCAGUUUAACUAGAACUGCCUGCUGGCUCAACCCAACUAUGUUUGGCUUUAGAGCAAAAACCAACAACAGAACUUUUAGGAGGGAUCCUACUAAAUACUUUUUUAUUAAUGAACUGUUAUAUGACUAAAUCUGUGAAUGAUAUAAAGGACCACCAUCCGUUUAAGGCAAUAUUGCAGCAUUUCUGGAAAUAAUCUCAUUUUAUACCUCCCCUGGAGUUAAAUAAUUGAGUUGUCUUGUGUCUCCCGUACUUCCCGCCGUUCUCUUAGUCUGGCGAUGUUACCUCUAGUUCCAAGCUAGCCAUCAUCUUUGAAUGUUACCAGCUAUGACUUCAUUAUAUAUGCUAGGUUGCAGGUAGAAAUUGCACUCGCAGGCUCGCAGGUAGAAUUUGCGCUGAAUGGCUGGAAGUACAGGAGAGAGAUACAGCUCAAUCACUAAACUCCAGGGAAGGUGUAAAAUCAGCCCUUUCCCUAAGUGAUGCGAUAUCACUUUAAGCAGUGGGACAUGCAGACUGAUAUUUACCUACCCAUUUUUUAUUGUACAUGCAGGUGUCUGCACCUGUCUGCAGUACAUACAGGUGUCUGUAUCGUGACAGGUGUUCAUACUGCAUGACCUGUCUGUGCCAUUCAGGGCUGCGUUUCUCAAAAACUCCUAAGUA
Messenger RNA from Engraulis encrasicolus (European anchovy), 3257 nucleotides. RefSeq names its product BRCA1 associated protein-1 (ubiquitin carboxy-terminal hydrolase) (gene bap1). Gene Ontology annotation, biological process: protein deubiquitination; ubiquitin-dependent protein catabolic process. The transcript has 17 exons. Gene Ontology annotation, cellular component: cytoplasm. The coding region runs from base 140 to 2503 and encodes 787 amino acids. NCBI's taxonomy places the organism in Eukaryota, Metazoa, Chordata, Actinopteri, Clupeiformes, Engraulidae. The record is from RefSeq and is a predicted model, not a curated record. Gene Ontology annotation, molecular function: cysteine-type deubiquitinase activity.